Messenger RNA from Saccostrea cuccullata (small rock oyster), 1545 nucleotides. RefSeq lists its product as uncharacterized. Gene Ontology annotation, biological process: DNA recombination; DNA integration. The record is from RefSeq and is a predicted model, not a curated record. The transcript has a single exon. Bases 1 to 1545 code for a protein of 514 amino acids. Lineage: Eukaryota; Metazoa; Mollusca; Bivalvia; Ostreida; Ostreidae. Gene Ontology annotation, molecular function: DNA binding.
AUGGAGCGUUUACAGACAAAAUCGGUGUUUUUAUCUUGUCAGAUCAAUGUCUUAAUCGAUGAAUUAAAAAAUAACCAGGGGAUCGAUUUAAUUCAUUCCGAAACAGAGUUCAAAAACCAGAAGAGCUUAUGCGAUAGUAAUGCGUCCGUCGUCCAAGGCACUGACAAGGAACUGGCAAUGUGUUCACUCUGUAAGGCAUUUAUCAGCAAGAAACUCAUGUACAAACAUGUCAGAAAUUGUAAAGUUGCAGAGGAGACUACCUCUCCUCCUACUAGGGUAGUAUUGAAGGUACUUCAAGAACAAAAUUAUCCACAGGAUUAUAUUCAAUUUUUGGAAACAUUUCAUAGAGAUAAGCCUGGAGAUAUUAUAAGAAAUGAUGAAUUCCUCAAAGAAUAUGGACAUGUUGAGUUCCAAAACUGGAAGGGCUCAGCUAUCAAAGCAACAGAAAAGCUGAAUACCUUAAGAUCCAAAUUAAGAAGAUUAGCCAGGCUUUUCAUUAAUUUCAAAAGUAUGGCUUCAGAACGCGGAAUAGAAAUAAAGAGUUGUGAUGAAAUGUUUAAAAUUGAUACUGCUACAUUGUUUUCUGCUGCUGUGCAGAAAAUGACAAAUUUUGACUCUGAAGAAGAAGACUUCAAAUGUGGAUUGAAUGUGGGAUUAAAAUCGUUGAUAAUUGAAGUAUGUGACACAUUGUAUGCUACAUAUUUGAUAAAGAGAAAAGAACUUUUGGCGAAAGAAGUGAAAGAGUUUCAGGAAGUUUUGAAAAUGUAUUGGAGAUAUUUUUUCAUCACAGCUAGAGAGAUUCUGAUGAAAAAGAUGCACAGCCAGUCCAGAGCUCCUACACGCCUUCCUACUAUUGAAGAAUACCAGCAAUUGCGAGACUUUACAAAGGAAGAAAUUGCAAAAAUGGUAGAUGAUAUUUAUACACCAGUAAAUCAGGGGAUAUUCUGUAAACUAAGGAAUUUGAUAUCCUGUAGACGUACAUUAUUUAAUGCAAGGAGAGGAGGAGAAGCGACAAGGUUAACAAUAUCAGAGUUAGAAGAUGCGUUUAGUCAUAAAUGGGCAGACAAAACAUUUUUCAAGAAAAUUGAUGAAGACAUAGAAAAAUUAAUGUGCAAAAUAGUCUGUGCUUAUCUUCAUUCAUCCAAAAAAUUAGAACUUGUAUCAGUAAUAAUACCAGAUGACUGCUGGAAAGGACUGGAAAUGCUUAAGGAUGUUGAAAACAGAAAGCUGGCAGGUGUCCAUCCCAAAAACAAAUUUAUUUUUGCCAAUACCGAAAACUCGUUAGGUCAUGUCAAUGGUUGGCAAAGUGUUCAUAACAUCUGUAAAAACGCUGAAAUGAAAAAAAAUAUUACUGCCACUGAUAUGAGACAUUACGUGGCUACAUAUUAUGAAUCCCUAGAUGUAUCACCUGAAGAACGGGACUUUUUUUAUAAGGAAACACUUGGGCCAUUCAAAAUUUAUAAAUGGAAAUAUUUAUCAGUGCCCACCAGCUGUAAGAUUAAUGGAAACUGCUGGGAAAAUCCUGUUAACAUUGGAUUCUCAUGA